GCUCGCAGCCAUGCCGGGCCCGGGGCGCUGAGCCGGCCCCGCCGCCGCCCCGCACAAUGGAGGAGGAGAGCAUUAAGCAGAGUUCCCGUUCCUCUGAGGCAGCUGAAGAUGAAAAGGACCAGAGGACAGUGACAGUCAAUCCCUCUCACAUGAGAAAGGCUUUCAAGGUCAUGAAUGAAUUACGGAGCAAGCGGCUCCUGUGCGAUGUGGUGAUUGUGGCCGAGACCGUGGAGAUGGAAGCUCACCGGGUGGUGCUGGCAGCCUGCAGCCCUUAUUUCUGUGCCAUGUUUACAGGAGACAUGUCUGAAAGUAAGGCCAAGAAGAUUGAGAUCAAAGAUGUGGAUGGGCAGACCCUGAGGAAGCUGAUUGAUUACAUCUACACGGCGGAGAUCGAGGUCACGGAGGAGAACGUGCAGGUUUUGCUGCCAGCUGCCAGUUUACUGCAACUGAUGGAUGUCAGGAAGAACUGCUGUGACUUCCUGCAGUCCCAGCUGCACCCCACCAACUGCCUUGGCAUCCGCGCCUUCGCCGACGUGCACGCCUGCAGCGAGCUGCUGCAGCAGGCCAACGCCUACGCAGAGCAGCACUUCCCUGAGGUGAUGCUAGGAGAAGAAUUUCUUAGCCUUAGUCUGGACCAGGUUUGCAGUUUAAUAUCAAGUGACAAGCUCACAGUCUCCUCUGAAGAAAAGGUCUUUGAAGCAGUUAUCUCUUGGAUCAAUUAUGAGAAGGAAUCUCGCUUGGAGCACAUGGCUAAGCUGAUGGAGCACGUUCGCCUGCCCCUUUUGCCCAGGGAUUACCUGGUACAGACAGUCGAAGAAGAAGCUUUAAUCAAGAAUAACAACACCUGUAAAGACUUCCUUAUUGAAGCCAUGAAAUAUCAUUUGCUUCCUCUGGAUCAAAGGCAACUAAUAAAGAAUCCCAGGACAAAGCCAAGGACCCCCGUUAGCUUGCCAAAGGUGAUGAUUGUGGUGGGUGGGCAAGCACCCAAAGCCAUUCGCAGUGUGGAGUGCUAUGACUUUGAGGAGGAGCGGUGGGAUCAGGUUGCUGAGCUUCCCUCACGGAGAUGCAGAGCAGGCGUGGUGUUCAUGGCUGGCAGCGUCUACGCCGUGGGCGGCUUCAAUGGCUCGCUGCGGGUGCGCACGGUGGACGUGUACGACGGCGCCAAGGACCAGUGGACGUCCAUCGCCAGCAUGCAGGAGCGGCGCAGCACGCUGGGGGCCGCCGUGCUCAACGACCUCCUCUACGCCGUGGGAGGCUUUGAUGGCAGCACUGGUCUGGCAUCAGUUGAGGCCUAUAGCUAUAAAACCAAUGAGUGGUUUUUUGUGGCUCCCAUGAACACAAGAAGAAGCAGUGUUGGAGUUGGAGUUGUGGAGGGGAAGCUGUACGCGGUGGGCGGCUACGACGGCGCGUCGCGGCAGUGCCUGAGCACGGUGGAGCAGUACAACCCCGCCACCAACGAGUGGACCUACGUGGCCGACAUGAGCACGCGGCGCAGCGGGGCAGGUGUUGGGGUGCUCAGUGGGCUGCUCUACGCCACUGGGGGCCAUGACGGGCCCUUGGUGAGGAAGAGUGUGGAAGUCUACGACCCAGGGACAAACACCUGGAAGCAAGUAGCAGACAUGAAUAUGUGCAGAAGAAAUGCAGGGGUGUGUGCUGUGAAUGGUCUCCUCUACGUGGUGGGAGGUGAUGAUGGUUCCUGCAACUUGGCCUCGGUGGAGUACUACAACCCCAGCACAGACAAGUGGACGUUGUUGCCAACCAGCAUGAGCACAGGGAGGAGUUAUGCAGGUGUGGCUGUGAUUCACAAACCCUUGUGACACACGAUCAAGCCAAUGUGAGGAGCAGAAGUGAAGUGGAUCCAGCUAGGUGGUGUUGGGAAGAUGACUGACCUCUGACUUGACCCAUCUCAUUGCUGUUAAUGUCUUAGCAUGACAAGUGAUGCGUUGCAAGCGUCAUCCACUCUGCAGUGGAUUGCAUAGCCAAGUGAAAAUCCCUCUGGGGACGUGUUCCAUGCUAGACACGAGGUGUUGCUUGUUAUCUGUGGUGCAAUCAGCUGUUCUUCUCGAUGGCAUGUGUCCUGAGAUAAUCACUGUGCUUGGACUGCAGGCACGGGAUUUUUUGUGUGAAACAAAACUGCUACGUUUGGGCAUGUGAGUAAAAACGAAUGUUUCUGGAUUUCUUCCCUACUGAUGCUCCGUGCACAUUGUUGGUUGAACUACUUACUCACUGUGCCUGGAGGGUGGACUUUAAUACUGGCAGGGGAAACUUCUGAGUUCCAGCAGAGAAAAACAGCAGAAAUGGACUGGAACAGGGUGGUCUGGCUCGAGUGUGGCGCUGUCUCAGCCGUAUGUUUGUACAUGCCACUGGACUGCUGUAUGUAUCCUGAAAUGCUUGUGGAAAUAAACACCAUGUGGUUUUUCUACUUGCCAUGAAUGCUGUGUGCUGUGCGUGCCGGGACCUGCUGGGCAGUGCCUUCCCUGGGGCUGAGCUCUCUGCACCUGAGCCACUCUGAACUUCCCAGCCCCACACAACACAUGCUGCUCCCACGGGCUUUGUUGCUCCUGUGAAACAAAUGUUGCUUGAAUAGAAAAUGUUCCCAACCCACACUUUUCAGCUGUGCUGAAAGCUUCAGUUCUAGCUCUGUCCAGCAUCUCAAUGCCAUUUCAUAAUAGAGCAUUUAGAUGUUAAAAAAAACCCUUAUGGUGCCAUUAAUGUAGAGACAUUCCGUGCAGCGAGAGCCCUCUGUCACCCAAGCAGGGAUUAAUGAGCCAAGUAAAAUAUCUGCAGUGUUUUAAUGCUUCCAGAGCAGGGAGAUUAACUAAUCACUGUCAAUGUAAUUGCUAUUUUAGUCUUGCCCUUACUAAAAGCAUUCCUUUAUUAGUAUCAAGAACUCAUAAGAUUAUUCAAAACAGACAAAUCUAGAUCCAGAUGUAAGGGACCUGUCUUGCUUAUUUACCAUAUUCCUAAAGUUUUCUGUUUAAGAAGAUGUUUGACUUUAAAAUACCUUUUUGUGUCUCCCUAUGAGCUCUGACAUGCUUCUGCAUACAGAGAGGAGCUCCCAGAAGCUCCUUAGCUAAAUGGAACUAGUGAAGAAAAAUAUUUUCUCUUCUCUUUUUCUUGUUGUUUGGGUUUGUUUUUUUUUUCUGUUUUCCCCUUGUAGAUCAGCUGAGGCUUUUUGUUGUGGGCAGCUGUCCAGAGUUGUUAUGCUGCUUCUGUCUCCAUAGAUCUGCUCUAUGUGACCUUUGACAGUAGAAAAGAAAAAUACUUAAAAAUUUAUUUCAGCGGGAUCCAAGCUGCAUCACCUUGUGCUGCUUUUGUAGAGGAGUGGGUUUCCUCUAUAAAUAUGUGUUCUUUGGUGUUUGAGUUGACACAGUAAGAUGGGUGCCUGUUCAUGGUGGGGAAGCAGCCCCUGCCUGUGUUGUGUCACUGCCCUGCAGAGGGGCUGCCCUUCCCUUCAUAGGGAAUGUGAGGUAGCUCCCACUCCUCUUGGGAUCUUCUUGCUUUCACAAACAAGGGCAAACUGUCUAAAGAAAAGGCAUUACUGCUCUUUAUGUCUACCCUUCCACUGUAUGUGAGCUCAGAGAUCUUGAAAAUAGUAAUUAAGGAAAAAAAAUAGUCCUUUCCAUAAUACCCUUUAAACCUUUUGCUUUGAGUUUUACAAUCUGCAGAGAAAUGUGCCAAAAUCAUAGUGUGACAUGCUGCUCUCCUCUGAGGUGUUGCUAACUGUCAAAGCCAUUGGGGCUGGUAGGAAUGUAUCCCAGUAGGGAUGUCUAUCCCAGUAGGGAUGUCUAUCCCAGUAGGGAUGUCUAUCCCAGUAGGAAUGUAUCCCAGUAGGGAUGUCUAUCCCAGUAGGAAUGUCUAUCCCAGUAGGAAUGUCUAUCCCAGUAGGAAUGUCUAUCCCAGUAGGGAUGUCUAUCCCAGUAGGAAUAUUCUCCUGACUGCAGCUGCCUUCAGAUCAGAGUCCUGAGAUGCACCUUUAUGGUGGCAUAAGGAAGGUGCUGAGGCCUCAGCUGGGACAGACCCAAAUUCACUGGCCCAAAAGGUGGUUCCCUUCUAUGCAGCCUGGGAAUAAAGGACAAAAUGGGACAGACAAAGCAUUUCAGUGCAAGGUAGCAUCUCUUGUUAGGCAGAGGUGACUGGACAAGGCUGGACAAGCAUUUGGGCGCUUGUUAGGUCUGGUACAGACAUAAAGCUAAAUAAACUCCUGUAUAAGCUACUGUGCAGCCCAACUGCAGCUCAACAGUUGGGAACAGCUCCCAGCCAACAUUCCCAGACCUCUGGCUUCACUGGAGUAAAGGCCAAUAUUACCCAGAGACUGAGAAUUUAUGUGGGCUGGAGAUAAAAAAAUUGGUAGGUACUGCUAGAGAGGUGCAGGGCUGCAAUUUGCUGUGUUUGUCAGGUGGCAAAAGUGGGCAUACCUGGAGGUGGGAUAAUUUUAUCCCCUGCUCUCCAUCUGUUCAUAGAACUUUCUUAAUUACCAGGUUUUGGUGGUUCUCUGCUCUUGUAAAAUGGCAUUUCUGCCCAGUGCUGGCCCAGAGCUGGCAUGCUGGACAGGGCUAGGACUCACAGCCCUUGCCAGGGAUGGGUGAUGCUGUUCCCAGCCCAGCCAGUGCUCCUCGUGGUGUUCCCUCCCUUCCUUCCCAAACGUUGCAGUGUUAUGCAAGUCAAGUGACCUCGUUUUCCAGCUAUGCAAUACAAACAACAUGUGAUGAACCAGCUGUGCCCCCCCACCCCCAAAAUGCUUUUGGAAUUUGUCUUUGAUGUGUGGUUUCGUGUUUGUAUUGUUCAUUUUGAGCACCUGAGCCAGAUCCUUUACAGAUUGCCUUUUUCUAGGACUGAAAACGUAGCAUUAGUACUAACAAAUUUUAUUGUAAAUAUUUUUAUAAGACAAUUGAAAAUAAUUUUUGGACUGCUUUUUAUGGUCUUCAAUGACAUUUCUGUAUCUAAUUCGUGCACUCCAGUGUGGUUUUUGCUGGCUGUGGUGUAGGUGUGACUCUGUAUGUUCUCUGCACAAGAAAUGCCAUGUUGUAAGGAAGAUCUGGGAUAGCUGCUGUGCUGGUUUUAAUGUUAGAAGGACAGCACUGGGCUCCACAUUAUGAGAUAAAUUCAGACCCAUUACCUCAGUCACCAGUAGGCCCUUAGAUUAUUGGUUAUUUUACAAUGAUUCCAAUACCCUGAUUUAAUCUCCUUGUGCCAUGAGUUUGGUUCCUGGGUAGUUUGGAGGACAAGCUGUCACUUGGUGGUUUUGUUUCUUGUCUCCUGCAUGAGUUGCUUGAAGACAGAGAUACUGCCCACAACAGUCUGGGCACAACCCCCAGAAUGCCAAGAUCAGACAAAUUAUUGCAGAAGUUUUAGUAAAGCUUUACAGACCAAACCUUAACCUCUUCCUCAUGUUGGUCCUUGGUGAAUAUGAACACUUUCCUCAGCUCCUUCUGUUGUAUCUCGUUUUGGGGUCACCCUGUGCUUGACCCCUGUGGGACUCUGGCCCAGGGUUUCCUAAAGGGGAUUUUGCUCCUGCAGAAAAGCCCCGAGGAUGAGCCCCAGCCCCAAGAGCAUCGUGUGUGGUGCACACCCUGCUGGGCUUGCACUGCAGGGCAGAAUUGCCCCAAGCAAGCUGUUGUUUAAACAAGUCUGAAUGAGGUCCAUCUUUUCCACUGGUGCCUAAUAGAGAAAUUGGGGCGUUUAAAAUCAAUUUUCAGUUCAUUCAGUUUAUCCAAACAGUGUCUUUUUAUGGAUGUGUACAACAAGUAAUUACCAUGAAUACACUUGGCAGUGUUUGCAUGUCACCACCAUGAAAGCUUGAUACUCUUCUCUGGUUUAUGUUGUUUGGAGACCAAAAUCCUUAAUAUCCAGCAAGGUGUGGUGCCUGUUCCUGAAGCCAGUGAUGGCUCAACAGGUAAAUGCUGUUCAUCAUGCUACUGUGAUGGUUCAACAGAUGAAUGCAGCUUGGUCUUAACCUUUGGGAUUCAUUACUAUAUUGUCAAAGCAGUUCUCCCCUUUGCCCACAUCAUGCCCAAAAAUCACUUUCAUGUGAGCAUUGUUGCUCAAGGCUGCAGUGUUUGGGAGUGUGCUAGAUAUCAUGGUCUGAAUAUGGGCUCAUCCACUUUUUUUCAUCCUCCUUUAUCUUUGUUUAUGGGUUUAUAAAUUAUUUUCCUCUUCAGUGACAAUAAAUAAAUAAAUAAAUAAAUAUUGAUAAUUUUAAUUUGUAUAUUUUAUGUAUAAAGACCCUCAAGGGUAAUGAAUGAUUGUGAAGUAAUUUACUUGGGUGAGAAAAAAUUUUGGUUUUGUAAACCAGACUACUUUGGUUCAGUAGCUGACAGUAUACUCUAACAAGUUUGUUGACUGUUUAAGCUCAUUUUUUAAAUUAAAGAUUUUUUUUGCAUGAGUGUGGAGGACAAAGGACUUUGCAAAGUAUCUCUCUUGACAGCUGUCUUGUCCAGUGCGAUGAACAACUCAAGAAACAUUCUUCACUGACAUAUUAUGAAAGAAAAUCACACUGUAGUUCCCCAUCAUUUAAUUUGAAUAAAAACUGGAUUAAUGAAA
Molecule: messenger RNA, 6543 nt
Organism: Agelaius phoeniceus (red-winged blackbird)
Lineage: Eukaryota; Metazoa; Chordata; Aves; Passeriformes; Icteridae
Gene: KLHL3
Product: kelch like family member 3
Biological process (GO): monoatomic ion homeostasis; renal sodium ion absorption; protein K48-linked ubiquitination
Cellular component (GO): cytosol
Molecular function (GO): protein binding
Source: RefSeq, a predicted model, not a curated record